Yarrowia lipolytica CLIB122 is the source of this 1203-nucleotide messenger RNA. RefSeq lists its product as uncharacterized. The record is from RefSeq and is a predicted model, not a curated record. Lineage: Eukaryota; Fungi; Ascomycota; Dipodascomycetes; Dipodascales. Gene Ontology annotation, cellular component: fungal-type vacuole membrane.
AUGGGCUCUCAAAGUCGACGCCAGUCUCACAACGGAGGAUCGGUUCUGGAGUUGCGACCCACGCUUUCCGGCUCCAGUGGAAUCAUUGAUGAAUUCGACGCGUCCGCCAAAAAACAUAACAACAAGAAGAGCCGCGCGCUAAGACGCCGUCGGUGGCGAGUGGGUCUGAUUCUGCUGGGAUUGGUGGUGCUUUUGUGGGUGGCUUCUGGCUUUCUGGUCAACUCGAUCUUCUCCACAGGAGAGUACCCCAAGCCCUACUUCCUCACAUAUAUGAACACUGCGGUUUUCAGCGUUUAUUUGAUUCCCACCAUGUUCCGCAAGGUGCGCGGCAACAAAACAGCGACCCCCGAGUACUCGGUCAUUGAUGAAAACUCGGACGAGUCGCCCAAACUCACUCCGUUCAAGUCCGUGGAACAACUCACAGGACAGGACGAGGACGAGCUACUGAGCACCAAACAGACGGCCAUUCUCUCGCUCCAGUUUUGCAUACUCUGGUUCUUCUCCAACUUCCUCACAAACGCCUCUCUCAAAUACACUAGCGUCAGCUCGCAGACAAUUCUGUCAUGCACGUCAAGCUUUUUCACCCUGGUGAUUGGAUCUGCAUUCGGCGUCGAGGCCUUCACAGCCACCAAGCUUCUGGCCCUGGUGUUCAGCAUGUGCGGCGUGUUUCUCGUCUCCAAGGCCGAUUCCGUCGCUACUCAGACCAGAAUGGGUGUCCAGACCAGCGACAUUGUUUUUGGGGAUCUUCUGGCGCUGGCUGGAGCGGUGGUUUACGGGUUCUACAUGACACUGCUCAAGGUUAAGGUCGGGGACGAGUCUCGAAUCAACACAAAGAUGUUUUUGGGCUUUGUGGGUCUGUUCAACAUUCUCCUGUUGUGGCCCACCAUCCCUCUUUUGGACUACCUUGGAGUGGAGAAGUUUGGUCUGCCCCAAACGGAGAAAGUGUGGCUCAUAGUGCUGGCCAACGCCGCUGCUACUCUGGUGUCCGACUUUUUCUGGGUGCUGGCCAUGCUCAUGACCUCGCCGCUGGUGGUCACCGUCGGCCUAGGGGCCACCGUGCCUCUGGCCAUGGCAGGCGACCUGUUUAUCAAACGGUCGCUGCCCUCACUAACAUACGUUUUUGGCGCUAUUAUUCUGUGUCUGUCCUUUGUCGUCAUCAAUAGACAAGACGAGGACGAGUUGAUGGACGACGAUGAAGAGUAG